AGAACCACUACAUCACAGCUCCUCUAAAAACGACGUAUGCAUACGCAAAUAUAUGAUCAAUCACUCUAUGCUCUCGACCUUACUAACCACAAUCACAGAUGUAACAGCUUGCGAUACUACAGUGUUUGCAAGAUACCCCGUUGAAGGUCAUGGAGACGCAGGAAACAUCACGUUCAGUCAAGAAGGAUGUGUAGCUGCAGGCGGAAGCCUUUCAGUUACCUGUUCAUGUACUCAACAAGGUCUGGAUUCAUUCGACUGUGACAGUGGGACCUGGGCUGCAGGUGCAUCUCAGAUUCCCAACCCCACUAUCGUUUGUUUCGCUGCUUGUCAAUGCCCUGAACCUGAGGCCCCCACCAAUGGUUACAUCGUCGGUAAUGACUACAAUCUUUUCAAGACAAUCAAUUAUAUCUGCAAUGACACAUAUAGAAGAAUUGGAGCCAGUCAAGCCUCAUGCCAGCAGGAUGGGACAUGGAAUCAACAACCACCGGAAUGCAAAGCCCCAUGCGCUAGACCAGAUGUCAAUGCAACGGUGACUCUUUCUGAUCCAGUCGGCCCUUACAACGACGGCGAUAUUUUGAAUUUUCAAUGCGACGGCACCACCACAACCAUGAUAGGAGCCGAUACCGCAACGUGUAGAGAUGGAGUAUGGGACCCAUCCCCUCCCUCCUGCUAUUAUAAAUGCACCAUACCCGAGACCACAACAGCUACCCUUGGAAAUGGACAAACGUCGGGAUCAGUCGUAGAUCAUGAAACAAUGAUCGACUUCCAAUGCAACGAAGGGCGGCACUACAAUGAUAUCGCCAUCGGCGAUACUACUGGUUCCCAAACAUGCAAUAAUGGCGAGUUCCCGAGCCCAUUCGCUACAUGUUACGCAAAUUGCACAGCAGCUGACCUUGCCACUCCAGCUUUUGCUCAGUUAGAACCAGAUUCACCGACUUACUAUGACAAGACAACCGUUCAUUUCUCCUGUGAGUCCGGGGUCUUGUCAGUGCCAAGUGCGACUGGUACUUGCGAGGACGGCACGUGGAGCGUCCCCGGUUUUGAGUGUGUCCAACCACUGAAUUGUUCCGAUCCCGGUUCCCCAACUAAUGGCAGAGCAAAUGAAAACGACUUUAGCCACGGUGCAGAGGUUUCUUUUACAUGCAACGCUAAUUUCACGUUGAUGGGGCAGUCAAGUAUAAGCUGUAACAACGGAUCAUGGAGCGGGAACGUACCGACUUGUAACGAGAAUCCUGAUCCAGUAACCAACAGGAGCGCUAGUCUAGAGUGCAGGAGUGAUUCAAUCCGGGUCACCAUUGAGCGCUCUGUUUUGCCUGACCUAGCAGGAGAUGUCAUCAGAUUUGAAAACGACCCGAAUUGUACUGGUGUAAUUGAUGGAGACUUCAUCGUUUUCACCACUAUGUUUGACCAGUGUGGAACCACUAAGGAGGAAGACGGUGAUUUAGACGUAUACAAGAACCGCAUCGUGAAUGGGAAAAACAGCGGUAACGUCGUUUCGCGUGACAUCACAGUAUCAUUCCCAAUAACCUGCUUCUAUGAGCGCGUCCAUCGCCUGGAAUAUGGUUACUCUGCUAGUGGCAGCGCGGGGGUUGUUCAGCAGGCUCUCGAAGAGACAGGCUCGUACAGUGCAACGUUCGACUUUGCGAUGUAUACCGACGAUACUUUUACGACAAAAGCGGAUUCUUCUGCCACCAACGUACCCGUCAACCAGAGAGCUUUCUUUGGUGUAGAAGCCACGACCGCUGCCGAUCAACGGGUCGUCCUCGACUCGUGCUGGACGACACCCACGAGUGACCCCGAUGAUAAUAGGCGUUACAAUUUAAUAUCGGAUGGGUGUGUGGUAGAACAGACAGUUAUGCGCCAUGAUCUAGGGAUGAAUGGGCUAGCUGCAUUCAGUCUCUCGGGAUUUACCUACAUCGAUACUACUCAGGACCUUUCUAUUGACGCCCUCUCGGGUUAA
Lytechinus pictus (painted urchin) is the source of this 1960-nucleotide messenger RNA. RefSeq names its product CUB and sushi domain-containing protein 3-like. The record is from RefSeq and is a predicted model, not a curated record. The coding region runs from base 53 to 1960 and encodes 635 amino acids. The transcript is spliced from 11 exons. NCBI's taxonomy places the organism in Eukaryota, Metazoa, Echinodermata, Echinoidea, Temnopleuroida, Toxopneustidae.